CUCCCAAAACAUCACCAACUGUCACUGUUUUCCCUCUUUCCCCCUAUUAGAGCUGUGGUCAAGAGGAGAAAAGAACUCCCUUUUGAUAAUGUUAUCCAAAGAGAUACGAAGCUCAAAUUAGUCCUCAAGAUCCAGAAGAUUUUAGCUAGUCAGCCAGGGGUAAUGCCUCUUCGUGACUUGGGUAGGUUUAGAAGAGAAUUGGGCCUUAGACGAAAAAUAUGCUUUAUUGCGUUGCUUAAAAAAUUUCCAAGAGUUUUUGUGAUCGAGGAAGGGGUUUAUUCUCUCAACUUCAAAUUGACACCCGAGGCUGUGCAGCUUUACUUGGAGGAAUUGAAAGUUAGAAAUGAAGGAAUGGAGGGUUUGCUGGUAAUUAAGUUAAGGAAAUUGUUGAUGAUGUCCUUGGAUAAAAGAAUUUUGUUGGAGAAGAUUGCCCACUUGAAAACUGAUCUUGGCCUUCCUUUGGAAUUUCGAGACACCAUUUGUCACCGAUAUCCACAAUAUUUUAGGGUUGUUCAAACUGGACGAGGCCCGGCCUUGGAGUUGACUCAUUGGGAUCCUGAACUUGCUGUCACUGCUGCUGAGCUCGAGGAAGAAGAAAAACGUGAAAGAGAGUCAACGGAGAAAGAUUUGAUUAUUCACAGACCACCAAAGUUUAGUAGAAUAAACCUACCAAAAGGCCUUAAGCUUUCUAAAGGGGAAAUGAGAAGGAUUCAUCAGUUUAAUGACAUGCCUUUUAUAUCACUCUAUUCCGACUUCUCUGCUUUGAGGCCUGGUACAGCAGAGAAAGAAAAGCAUGCUUGUGCUGCUGUUCAUGAGAUGCUAAGUCUCACUGUAGAAAAGAGAACUCUAGUGGAUCAUCUUACUCAUUUUAGAGAGGAGUUCAGGUUCUCCCAGCAGCUUAGAGGAAUGCUGAUAAGGCACCCCGAUAUGUUCUAUGUGUCCCUAAAAGGGGACAGGGAUUCUGUUUUCCUUAGGGAUGCAUAUCGUGAUUCUCAUCUUGUUGAGAAAAAUAUAUUGGAAGAGAUGGACUUGGUUUUGUUUAAUUGAGGUGGAUUGGGUGUCUUAAUUACGAACAUGUGGUUGGAUCUGUAAUAAUUGAGUCACAACUCACAACCAAAACUUACUGUUUACAUGGAUAUAAUUUUCAAUGCCUGCUAUUGAAAGGCCAACAUUUUGACAUCUCUAAAAUCUACAAUCUGCAAACUGAAAUUAGAGUAAUUUCUGGUCAAAGUGCCUUGGUUUUUUAUUUUUUGCUAAAUUUUAGUGCAAUCUGCAUAUUAAACACAGGAGUACUAUUGUAAUUAUAUGCGUUGGUUUGUUAUGAAUUAUAUUUAAUCUAUGCAGGAGUACUAUUUAUAACCAGAAAUUAAUUACAUUUGUUUCAUGCAACAAACUGAUUGUAUAUUAUAUUGUUUGUAUG
This is a messenger RNA of Daucus carota subsp. sativus, 1420 nucleotides long. RefSeq names its product protein WHAT'S THIS FACTOR 1 homolog, chloroplastic-like. Gene Ontology annotation, molecular function: RNA binding. NCBI's taxonomy places the organism in Eukaryota, Viridiplantae, Streptophyta, Magnoliopsida, Apiales, Apiaceae. The record is from RefSeq and is a predicted model, not a curated record.